AUGAGGAGGCUGGCUCUUCUGCUGCUGCUGCCUCUGUCUGCAGAUGGUCUCAGUCUGUAUGACCCGAGGCUGUGUUUUCUCCUGGACGGUCUCCUGGGUCUGUACGGACUCUUCAUCACCGCCAUGUUCCUCAGGGAGAAGUUUUUUGGAGUAAAAGUAAAGUCUGACAACAAACAGCACACGUCGGUGUUGGCUCAAGGCCAAGACUCUCUCUACACGGGUUUGACUCGACGAGAGGAGAGUGAGUACAGAGAGCUGCCACGACGAGAGCGGAGGAACGAGCAGCUGUAUCAGGGUUUGAGCGCUGCCACCAGAGACACAUACGACUCUCUGCAUCAGAAGCGCUGA
Knipowitschia caucasica is the source of this 348-nucleotide messenger RNA. The record is from the annotation of a GenBank genome assembly. Lineage: Eukaryota; Metazoa; Chordata; Actinopteri; Gobiiformes; Gobiidae.